AUGAGCACGGGCGUGCGGCCGGGGCGGCGGUUCACGGUGGGGCGGAGCGAGGACGCCACGCACCCGGCCACCAUCCGCGCCGCCAUCUCCGAGUUCAUCGCCACCGCCAUCUUCGUCUUCGCCGCCGAGGGGUCCGUCCUCUCGCUCGGGAAGAUGUACCAGGACACGAGCACGGCGAGCGGGCUGGUGGCCGUGGCGCUGGCGCACGCGCUGGCACUGGCCGCGGCGGUCGCCGUGGCCGUCAACAUCUCGGGCGGGCACGUGAACCCCGCCAUCACCUUCGGCGCGCUGAUCGGCGGCCGCAUCUCCCUGGUCCGCGCGGCCUUCUACUGGGUGGCGCAGCUGCUGGGCGCCGUGGCUGCCACGCUCCUCCUCCGUCUCGCCACGGGCGGCGCGCGCCCGCCCGGGUUUGCGCUGGCGUCCGGGGUCGGCGACUGGCACGCCGUGCUGCUGGAGGCCGUCAUGACGUUCGGGCUCAUGUACGCCUACUACGCCACGGUGAUCGACCCGAAGCGGGGCCAAGUGGGCACCGUCGCGCCGCUCGCCGUGGGGUUCCUGCUUGGCGCCAACGUGCUGGCGGGCGGGCCAUUCGACGGCGCCGGGAUGAACCCGGCGCGGGUCUUCGGCCCGGCGCUCGUCGGCUGGCGGUGGAGGCACCACUGGGUGUACUGGCUGGGACCCUUCCUCGGCGCCGGGCUCGCGGGGCUGGUGUACGAGUUCCUGGUCAUCCCGUCCGCCGAUGCCGCCGCGCCGCACAGCACGCAUCACCAGCCGCUCGCGCCGGAGGACUACUAG
Molecule: messenger RNA, 795 nt
Organism: Miscanthus lutarioriparius
Lineage: Eukaryota; Viridiplantae; Streptophyta; Magnoliopsida; Poales; Poaceae
Source: the annotation of a GenBank genome assembly